Messenger RNA from Motacilla alba alba, 571 nucleotides. RefSeq names its product glycine cleavage system protein H (gene GCSH). Gene Ontology annotation, cellular component: glycine cleavage complex; cytoplasm; mitochondrion. The coding region runs from base 40 to 534 and encodes 164 amino acids. The record is from RefSeq and is a predicted model, not a curated record. Gene Ontology annotation, biological process: glycine decarboxylation via glycine cleavage system; protein lipoylation. The transcript is spliced from 5 exons. Lineage: Eukaryota; Metazoa; Chordata; Aves; Passeriformes; Motacillidae.
ACCUCCCGCCGGCGCCGCCCUCGCCCGCCCCCGGCAAAGAUGGCGUGGCGAGCGCUGCGGCGGGUCGGGCCGGUGCUGGCGCCGCGCUGCCCGCUCCUCUCGCUGCCGCCGCGGGAGCCCGCGGCCCGCAGGCUGGGCACCAGCUCGCUGCUGCUGGCCGCCCGCAAGUUCACAGACAAACAUGAGUGGAUAUCUGUGGAAAAUGGCAUUGGAACAGUAGGAAUCAGCAAUUUUGCACAGGAAGCAUUAGGAGACGUUGUUUACUGUAGUCUUCCAGAAGUUGGGACAAAAUUGAGUAAACAUGAUGAGUUUGGGGCUUUGGAAAGUGUGAAAGCUGCUAGUGAACUCUACUCCCCUCUCUCAGGAGAAGUGACUGAGAUUAAUGCUGCCCUUGCAGAUAAUCCAGGGCUUGUCAAUAAAUCCUGCUAUCAAGAUGGUUGGCUUAUCAAGAUGACUGUGGCAAACCCUGCUGAACUUGAUGAACUGAUGACCGAAGAUGCCUAUGAGAAAUACAUAAAAUCCAUUGAGGACUGAGCUGGAAUAAUGAAAUAAAUUCAUACAAAAUAUCUCA